Molecule: messenger RNA, 1322 nt
Organism: Triticum aestivum (bread wheat)
Lineage: Eukaryota; Viridiplantae; Streptophyta; Magnoliopsida; Poales; Poaceae
Product: very-long-chain 3-oxoacyl-CoA reductase 1-like
Exons: 3
Coding region: 59-1015 (318 amino acids)
Cellular component (GO): endoplasmic reticulum
Molecular function (GO): ketoreductase activity
Source: RefSeq, a predicted model, not a curated record
ACUGUGGCCAACUGUCUCACUGUUGCGUCCACGCGCGCGCCAGCGUCCUUCCCAUCGCAUGGCCGGGGCAAGCGCGCAGCCCGCGUGGGCGCAGGCGCUCGCGGCGGUGGGCCUCCUCGUCGCGUCGCGGGCCGCGGUGCGCCUUGCGCUGUGGCUCUACGCGGCCUUCCUCCGCCCCGCCAAGCCGCUGCGCCGCCGCUACGGCGCCUGGGCCGUCGUCACGGGCCCCACGGACGGCAUCGGACGCGCGCUUGCCUUCGAGCUCGCCGCCGCGGGGCUCGGCCUCGUCCUCGUCGGCCGCAGCCCCGACAAGCUCGCCGCGGUCUCCAAAGAGGUGACGGCCAGGCACCCUGGCGCUGGGGUGCGCACCUUCGUCCUCGACUUCGCGGCCGACGAGCUCGCCGCCAACGUGGCGGCCCUUGCUGAGUCCAUCCGAGGGCUCGACGUCGGCGUGCUCGUCAACAACGCCGGCCACUGCUACCCGUACGCGCGCUACUUCCACGAGGUUGACGAGGAGCUCACGCGGAACCUCAUACGCCUCAACGUCGAGGCCCUCACGCGGAUGACGAACGCCGUGCUUCCUGGCAUGGUGCAGCGCAAGCGGGGCGCGGUGGUGAACAUCGGGUCCGGCGCCGCCACCAUCCUGCCGUCCGACCCGCUCUACGCCGUGUACGCUGCCACCAAGGCAUAUGUCGAUCAAUUCUCGCGAAGCCUAUAUGUUGAGUACAGGAACAAAGGUAUCGAUGUGCAAUGUCAGGCACCCUGGUACGUGGCGACGAAAAUGGCCUCGAUCAGGCAGGCGUCCCUGUUCGCCCCGUCGCCGGAGACGUAUGCCCACGCCGCGGUGCGCUACAUCGGAUACGAGCCCCGGUGCACGCCUUACUGGGCGCACGCCCUCGUGUGGUUCCUCUUCACCGUCGUCCCCGAGCCCAUCGCCGACAAGUAUGUCCUUGGUGUGUCCCUCGGCAUCCGUGACAAGGGACACGCCAAAGAGGCCAGGAAGAAAGCCAUAUGAGUGACAUGUGCGGUGAAAGAAAGGCUCAUACGCUCUCAAAGAUCAACCCAGAUGAAAUUCUACGUGUUAACUUUUACUCCCUUCGUCUCAAAAUAAGUAACUCAACUUUAUACUAGUUUUACAUGCAUGCCAACUGUAAUAAGAUGAAUGACUGCACAACUAUUUGCGUUGGUAGUCAUCUUAUCAUGAUGUCCUGACAAUGUGUAUUGUGCUUGCACGUACCGCGUGUUUCUUGGAUUUGGAUGGCAUAUGUACCAUCAUGCAUUCAUGUUUCUCCUAGCUAAUAAAAGGUCGUGUAAAUUGGCAA